This is a messenger RNA of Mitosporidium daphniae, 522 nucleotides long. RefSeq lists its product as uncharacterized. The record is from RefSeq and is a predicted model, not a curated record. The coding region runs from base 1 to 522 and encodes 173 amino acids. Gene Ontology annotation, biological process: regulation of GTPase activity; endoplasmic reticulum to Golgi vesicle-mediated transport. The transcript is spliced from 2 exons. Gene Ontology annotation, cellular component: cis-Golgi network; TRAPP complex; trans-Golgi network. Lineage: Eukaryota; Fungi; Microsporidia.
AUGCAAAUUGCAGCGCUUCCCUAUGAAUUGCUUCUACAGGAAAUAGUGCAUCUCUCAGCAAAAGGACUAAAGGGCCAUAGAAACAUCAUAUCAUCAAAUGAUCAAAAUCCACAGACUCUAGAAAUUAGUCAAUGUAGUUCGGCAAACAUAGAGGCUAGUCAACAUACAUCUGGAAAAUCUUCUCCAGACAAUAAGGAGGCAUCAAAGCUGGAAGAAAUCGGAAAAGAGAUAGGGAUGCGCUUUUCAGAAAGGAAUGGCGCUAGUUUUUCGGAAGAACUUGAGGCGAUCAAGUGCAUAUGCAGGGACCUUUGGCCGAUCAUCAAUGGGUACAAAUUUCCCAUCGAGAAUUUGAAAACAAAUCAUCAGGGCACAUAUGUCCUCGGAUGGAAGGCUGCAGAUGCGACCCAGAGAUAUGUUCCCAAUCCCAUUAUUGUUGGCAUUGUUGUUGGGUUUCUUUCUUCCCUUGGAAUCCAUGUUUCUGCAACAGGAUAUCCCGGGUCGUUGCACCUGACCCGCAUUUGA